Seminavis robusta is the source of this 1437-nucleotide messenger RNA. The record is from the annotation of a GenBank genome assembly. Lineage: Eukaryota; Bacillariophyta; Bacillariophyceae; Naviculales; Naviculaceae.
CUUCAAUCCAAAAUGUCGAGGGGAAAAGGCUUCACGUGGGUGCAUGGAAGAAGAAGCUUUGACCCACUGUUGCAUGUACAUGUAAGGACUAGCUAGCUAAUCAAUGAUUGGCUUGAAAGAGACGUAACAACCAUCAAGUUCCUCCGCUCUAGCUACAGAGUUCUUGAUACAAAAUACCGGUAGAAAACCAAACAGGAUUGACAAGAUGUCGGCGUCCGCUUCGUCGAGCGGAACAGACCUCACAACUAGGAACUCAUCAUCGAGCACCACCACCGCUCGGCCUCCAAGCCGCCGCAAAUCCGGUCGUCGAUCCACAUCUGUAAACCUUGGUAGACGUUGGAUGGAUGUGGUACACACAUCACCUCCCUGGAAUCGUCACUUUUUGGACAUUGGGCGUUGCGGUUUUGUCAAGUGCACCAAGCAGAUUCAGAAGGCUUCGGCGGAAGAAAUUGCGGCACUACCCACAUCCUACUUGGCCAUGGCAAUUUCCGCCAGUACCGCUUAUACACCCAAAGAAAAACAAGAACGCCUCUUGAUGGACUAUACAAGGGCUCUGGUGGGGAGAAACGUGGAUCCCAAUGACAUUUUCAGUUGUGUGGAUUCUUCACACCGAUCUGCGGUAGCUUGUGCUGCCUAUCAUGGAUAUCCAAAGUUACUCAAGCUCCUUCUAGUGGAUGGUAACUGUUCUGUCACUCUCGGGACUCCUCAUGCUCUGAUGGCAGCACUAGACAAUGGACAGCAUGAAUGUAUGACCAUAUUGCUGGAGCACAGAAAGGAAGAAUUCCAGAAAAUUCUGUACAAGGAAGAGUUGGCUCAUUGUGGUGGUGGCGACAAGCAUGUUGAAGCAAAGUUUUUGAUUGAGAAUACCCUGGAAAAGGCUCUCAUCAGGAGAGACGUCACUGCUGUUCAAAUCUUGAGGGACCAGGGAAAUGUCAUGAUCUCUGACUAUUGCUUUAUUAGGCGCAGGUCCAACAAAAACAAGAUUCUGCAAAACCUUCUCCAAGCCAUGUAUGGACCUGAUGAGAAUGUCAUGGCAUGGAGCAAGUGGCUUCACUGGAGCUUUCCAACCACAGACAGGAGAAUGAUCAACUACCUUUGGCAUUUGAUUGCACCCAACAGUGACUUUCCCAAGGAAGUUUGGCUCAACCUUUUGAGUUUUAUGGGACGUGGCUGGUGGAUGGAGUCAUCCUCCAUUACUCGGCAGUAUCUCUUGGAUGUUGUUUAAAACUGGGUGGUACAGUACCAACGAGUGACUAGUUUUGUUUGGAUUGGUUCUCUCUUUUUCAAAAGGGCUCAUGUCGAUGGGAUGGGAGCUGGGGCGAAGCGGGAAACAAAGGGUGUUAGCAGAGGCUUUGAACUCAAACAUCUUGUUAAUAAUGAUAUUUGUUGUAUCUAACUAAAUCCUUUAGUUUUGGUUCAAUGAUGGGAGCAGACUCG